AUGUGGGAGACUGGGAUGCAAAAUGGUAAUUGGGUGCGGUUAUAUUCUUCUACUUCCACUGAAUUCUAUAGAAUGUCAAGGUUUCGAGCUCUGUUGCAGGCUUCUAUCAAUGCAACUAAAAGAGCUUUAGUAUGGAAUGCUGAAGACUUAGUUCCACCAAGUGAAAAGUAUAUUUUCAAUUUUAAUUCAAAAGAGGAGCUUAAAAGGUGGCAUUUGUAUUCAGAUUCUGAAUAUGGAGGCUUGUCAUCUGCAUCGUUGGAGAUAAAAGAGUCUGGAAAUGGAUCGAGUGGUACUGGGGUAUUUUCUGGGAACCUAUCUUUGGAUGUCAGUGAGAGUUCAAGAUGGAACAUAACUCGAAGCGGCUUUUGUGGAAUGCGGUCUAAAAAGUUUGAUGGCUUCAUCGAUUUGGAUGGAUACGACGCAUUAGCACUAAAACUGAAAGGAGAUGGGAGAAGCUAUAUUUCAACUAUUUAUACUGAGAAUUGGGUGAAUUCUCCUGGACAACAAGAAGAUAACUCAUGGCAGGCAUUUGUUUUUGUGCCUAAAGACAACUGGUAUAUUGCGAAGAUUCCUCUUGCCCGAUAUCUGCCAACAUGGAGAGGAAAUGUUAUAGAUGCAAAUCUAGAGAUGAACCCAUCACGAGUUGUUGGCAUGUCCCUAUCUGUCAAUGCAGAAGGUGGAAUUCCUGAUGCUAGAUCUGGCCCUGGUGAUUUCCAAGUUGAAAUUGACUGGAUAAAGGCAUUGAGAAUGCAAUAA
Fraxinus pennsylvanica is the source of this 756-nucleotide messenger RNA. Lineage: Eukaryota; Viridiplantae; Streptophyta; Magnoliopsida; Lamiales; Oleaceae. The record is from the annotation of a GenBank genome assembly.